AGACCAUUGAAGAAACAGUAAUAUUUUCCAGCGCCUGCCUCUUAUGGUUCAUAAAACACUUCUUUUCCCGGAAAAAAAAAAAGAAAAAAAGGAAAAAAGAAAGUCAUAUGUGAAGAAUUAGAAUUAAUAUUCCUAGGAAGAAAUUAAUUAUAAUUGUAGAAGAAAACAGGGAAGCAAAAAUAAAAAUUCAGCGAUAUGAUGGCAAACACGAGCAUAGUUACUACAAAUACUAGUAAUUCUGAUCCGUUGUUAGAGGAAGAUGGAGGGGAAGAAGAAGAAGAAAACAGAGGAAUUAGGUGGUGGAACAGAGUAUUGGAUAUGAAGGAAGCUAAGAAACAAGUUUGGUUCUCGAUGCCGAUGAUAAUAACCAAUCUUUUCUAUUACUUGAUAACUCUCGUCUCGGUUAUGUUCGCCGGUCACCUCGGAAACCUUCAGCUCGCCGGUGCAACCCUUGCCAAUUCUUGGGCUACUGUCACUGGCUUUGCUUUCAUGGUUGGGUUAAGUGGAGCUCUUGAGACGCUUUGUGGGCAAGGAUUUGGUGCAAAGCUAUACAGAAUGCUGGGGAUUUAUCUCCAAGCAUCUAGCAUCAUAUCCUUCAUCUUCUCUGUCAUCAUCUCCAUCUUCUGGUUCUAUACAGAACCAAUACUGGUUUUACUUCAACAAGACCCUCAAAUUUCUAAAACAGCCGCGCUCUAUACGAGGUUUCUGAUUCCAGGAAUAUUUGCAUUUGGGUUUAUGCAAAACAUCUUGAGGUUUCUUCAGACACAAUCUGUUGUUUUGCCUUUGGUUUUCCUUUCAAUGCUUCCUAUGCUCUUUCAUAUUGGCAUUGCAUAUAGUUUGGUAAAUUGGACAGCACUUGGAUUCAAGGGAGCUCCACUGGCAGCUUCAAUUUCAUUGUGGAUUUCACUCCUUGCGUUAGCCAUGUAUGUGGCUUUUGCAAAGGAGUUCAAACAUACAUGGACUGGAUUUUCAAUGGAAUCCUUCCACUACAUUUUUACAAUCUUGAAACUUGCCCUGCCCUCUGCUGCUAUGGUGUGUUUGGAGUACUGGGCGUUUGAGAUUCUGGUGUUCUUGGCCGGAUUGAUGCCAAAUUCAACAGAAACCACUUCACUAAUUGCAAUUUGUGUGAGUACAGAAACAAUUGCUUAUAUGAUCACAUACGGUCUAAGUGCUGCUGCUAGCACAAGGGUGUCAAAUGAGUUAGGAGCAGGAAAUCCUGAGCAAGCUAAGAAAGCUAUGGCAGUAACCCUGAAACUCUCCCUGCUUCUUGCUCUGGCUAUGGUAUUGGCUCUAGCUUUUGGUCAUAAUAUAUGGGCUGGUUUCUUCAGUGACAGUUCUGCAAUAAUAACAGAAUUUGCAUCCAUGACACCCCUGCUUUCAAUUUCAAUAAUAACUGAUUCUAUUCAAGGUGUCUUAUCAGGUGUGGCCAGAGGAUGUGGUUGGCAGCAAAUAGUUGUAUAUGUCAACUUGGUUACAUUCUAUGUCGUCGGCAUGACUAUUGCAGUCCUUCUCGGAUUCAAGUUAAAUCUAUAUGUCAAGGGGUUGUGGAUUGGAUUGAUCUGUGGUCUGUCAUGUCAAACUGCCACACUUUUGGUCAUAACAUUGCGCACAAAAUGGACCAAACUGAAUCUGUCUGAAAAUGGAGAUAAAGAAAACCCACUUCUGGUUUAAUUCAGGCUUUUUAGAUUAGAUAAUUGUGGUUUCCUUGAAAAUUAACCCUCAUAUUGACAGUGAAUUCUAGCAAUUUUAUUUUAUUUUAUUUUUUUCCCUUAGUCUUUCUCAACUCAUCUUGUCUCUCUUCCUGAGAAGCAAUUAGUCUCCAAACUGAAUGACUAUUGAAUUUGAAGUAGAUGUGCAAGUGGUGUGGAGUGGACCUCCUGUUAUACACUUUGCUAGUUGUAGUAAUUCCUCUGUUUCUUGAGGAUAAAACAAAGAAAUGUUUUCCUUUCCGAAUUCAAUUGCAUGACUAUAUUUUCUGUU
Molecule: messenger RNA, 1980 nt
Organism: Ziziphus jujuba (common jujube)
Lineage: Eukaryota; Viridiplantae; Streptophyta; Magnoliopsida; Rosales; Rhamnaceae
Product: protein DETOXIFICATION 19
Exons: 7
Coding region: 196-1671 (491 amino acids)
Biological process (GO): xenobiotic detoxification by transmembrane export across the plasma membrane
Cellular component (GO): membrane
Molecular function (GO): antiporter activity; xenobiotic transmembrane transporter activity
Source: RefSeq, a predicted model, not a curated record